AUGAUGGUUAACAAGGAUAAAAUAAAAUUAACAAAUGAUUCAGAUGAUUUUGAGGAAGAUUUUCAAAGUGAAGAAGAAUCAGAUGUAAAUGAAAAAGUUUUUAAUUUCAAAUUAAAAGCAAAAAAUUUGAGUACUCCCCAUGCAAUAGAUGAGGAAGAAUUUAGCAUAAGUGAGGAUAAUGAUGAUGAAAAAGAAAUUGAAAGAGAUGGAGAUUAUGCUGAUGAACCUUCUGGAUCUGAAAAGAGUAGAGAAUCUCAAAUUUUCAAUGAUCAAACAGAAUUUAAUUCCAAUGAAGAAAAUGAUGAUGAGCUUCUGAAGCCUCAUAAAUUAAAUAAAAAGCUUAAAAGAUUCUCUACCGAAGAGCUUGAGAAGGAAAAAAAACGUAUAAGAAAAACAGGUGUUUGUUAUUUAUCAAAGAUUCCUCCUUAUAUGAAACCAGCAAAACUUAGGUCAAUUUUAUCAAAUUUUGGGACAAUAGAUCGAUUGUUUCUCAAACCAGAAGAUUCAACUACUCGUCAUAAAAGAGUUAAAUAUGGGGGAAACAAAAAGAAAAAUUUUACUGAAGGAUGGGCUGAAUUUGUUAAAAAAGGUGAUGCAAAACUUUGUGCAGCUACUUUGAACGGGAAUAAAAUUGGUGGUAAAAAAACGUCGUAUUAUUAUGAUGAUAUCAUAAAUAUAAAAUAUCUACCUAAAUUUAAAUGGAUUGAUUUGACUCAACAAAUAGCAAGAGAAAAUGAUGUUAGACAAGCAAAAUUGACAAUGGAAUUAUCACAACAAAACAAAUUGAAUAAAGCAUUUAUCAGUAAUGUUGAAAAAUCAAAACUAAUUUCUAAUAUACAGAAGAAAAGAAAGAGCAAGAAUGCAGUUGAUAGUUCUUCUGAGGAUCCAAUCAGACGAAACUUUAAACAAAGAAAAAUUACAACUACCAGGAGUGAUGCUUCAGAAAUAGAAAAGAGAGACUUUAAACCCGAUGAAAAGUUGUCAAAAGCUUUAUCUAAUGUAUUUUAA
Messenger RNA from Insectozyma verbasci, 1008 nucleotides. The record is from the annotation of a GenBank genome assembly. NCBI's taxonomy places the organism in Eukaryota, Fungi, Ascomycota, Pichiomycetes, Serinales, Debaryomycetaceae.